AUGGCCAGCGAUAAUCUGGAGAUUCCUCAAGCUGGCCUGGUAUUGUCUUAUGAGGCCCUCUGGAAAUUAAAGUUGGCCACCUGCAGCCCAACUAAACUAUCCUUUCCUUUCCGCAGUGUCAUCGGGUCCAGCUUUAUGAUUGGCUAUGCCAUCUUCCAGAACACAGCCCGGUCCCCCGAGGGCCGCCCCCUCUUCUACCUGAGUCUCUCGGAUCUCUUGCUGGCGGUCUGCUGGCUUGCUGGGGCCCUCCUUUAUAGCCAAGAAGCUACGGAGCCGAACCACUGGGAAGCCGCGUGCUACAACCUGCAAACUACAGGACAGAUCUUCUACAUGGCCUCCUUCCUCUACACCAUCAAUUACACCUGGCACCUUUACACUGAUCUGAAGGCGAAAUACAACCAGAACCUUCACAGCCAGUCCCUGCAGAUUUUCAGCUAUACGAAUCGCAUGGGCCGGGUAGCCAUCAUUUUGUCUGGCAUCAUCCCUUUCCUGAUCAUGCUCCCUGUGCUGGGAAUUGGCAACUAUGAUGAAUGCUACCAGAAUUUUACCAUGAAACAUGGGUGUCUCCUCAUGCAUACCGAGCUCGGCAGCCCCCAGCGGCCCCCCUGUUCUACUUUGUAUUUCUACAGCAUUGGUGUCUUCCUUGUUUCGUAUGCAACCAGCUUCCUCGUGAUCUUGGUCCUACUCAUUCGAGCUAGAGCCUUGUACAAGAGGUUUGUGAGUGCGACAGGUUAUGUUGGCGACCAGCAGUGGGCCAUGAUCAAGAUGGUGGAACAAGGUGUGAUCUUGUACCCGGUAGUGUUCUUCUGCUGUUGGGGCCCAGCCUUUAUCCUUGGAGUCGUCAAAGUGACAUCUGUGAAUAACAUCAGCCUGUACAUGGUGCUUUGGGUUUUGGAGGCCCUGACGGCAUCUUCCCAGGGUCUCCUGAACUGCGCAGUUUACGGCUGGACCCAGCACAUGUUCCGCUGCAUGAAGCGCAAGGCCUGCCGCGAUGUUGACACGCAGACGCCGCUCUUGCGCUCCCAGAAGAGGUUCUAUGCCAGCACGCUCCCAGCCGAGCCCCAGGGGGGCGCCAAGGCGGCCUCCACCGUCUUAUGAGCAGGAAGCCCAACAAGCCUCUCCAAGCUGACCGGUGUGAGUCUGUUCUCUCACUACUCAUCCUGCCCGGAAGGAGGCCACAGCCAUGCAGGUCCUGCACAAUGGGCCUUGCUUUGCGCUGUGGGAGGGACGAGAGGACUUCUUUGAUCCCUUCCAGCUUCAUUGUUGCAGGAAGGACUCGUUUCAUCCUGUAUAUUUGCACAAUGCACCUUGAAAGGAUAGGUGAAACCUGCACUACUCAAGCCCGAGGAAGGUAUAAACUCUUCCUCCCUCCCUCUCUGUUUCACUGACACAUCUUAUUUAUUAAAUGGAUAAGGAAUCAGCGGAGGCAAGGAAAAAUGAACACACUCUCUAGCCUAGCGUGUUUUCCAGGAACUGGGACAAACUGGUUGUGAUGUUGUUGAAGGAUUGUAUGGAACGUCUCCAAUAUGCUGAAACAGGCCCAGGAGAGUAUUCUUUUUGUUUUUUUCUUGCUUUACAGUAAAAGAAAAGAGAAAUGCGCACAA
Anolis sagrei ordinatus is the source of this 1604-nucleotide messenger RNA. NCBI's taxonomy places the organism in Eukaryota, Metazoa, Chordata, Lepidosauria, Squamata, Anolidae. The record is from RefSeq and is a predicted model, not a curated record.